Messenger RNA from Coregonus clupeaformis (lake whitefish), 1410 nucleotides. Its product is annotated as phosphatidylinositol transfer protein alpha isoform. Gene Ontology annotation, cellular component: cytoplasm. The record is from RefSeq and is a predicted model, not a curated record. Gene Ontology annotation, molecular function: phosphatidylinositol transfer activity; phosphatidylcholine binding; phosphatidylcholine intramembrane carrier activity. Lineage: Eukaryota; Metazoa; Chordata; Actinopteri; Salmoniformes; Salmonidae. The transcript has 12 exons. Gene Ontology annotation, biological process: phospholipid transport. Bases 149 to 961 code for a protein of 270 amino acids.
UGAAUUUGAGGAAAAUAGAGAAACGGGAGGUAGAGGAUGACAUUGAGGGGGAGAGGUGGGCUAGAGAGAGAGUCUGGCGGAGGGAAAGAUUUAGGAUCUUAACCGGAGCGCCAGCCUUCCUUCGUGAGAAGAACACAGCACCGCCACAAUGCUCAUUAAGGAAUUUCGAGUUAUUCUGCCCAUAUCAGUGGAAGAGUACCAGGUGGGUCAGCUGUACUCUGUAGCGGAGGCCAGUAAGAACGAGACAGGAGGAGGAGAGGGAGUGGAGGUGUUGAAGAACGAACCAUACGAGAAGGAUGGGGAGAGGGGCCAGUACACACACAAGAUAUACCACCUGCAGAGUAAAGUUCCACCGUUCGUCAGAAUGCUAGCUCCAGCAUCGGCCCUCAACAUCCACGAGAAAGCCUGGAACGCAUAUCCCUACUGUCGCACAGUAAUCACUAAUGAGUACAUGAAAGAUAACUUCCUGAUCAAGAUUGAGACGUGGCACAAACCUGACCUAGGACAGCAGGACAACGUGCAUGGUCUGGAUGCAGACACCUGGAAGAAGGUGGAUGUUGUUUACAUCGACAUCGCAGACCGCAGACAGGUGGAUACCAAGGACUAUAAGCCAGAGGAGGACCCCUCUAAGUUUAAGUCAGGGAAGACUGGCCGGGGCCCUCUGGGACCUGACUGGAAGAAAGAGCUCCCUAAGAAGACAGACUGCCCACACAUGUGUGCCUACAAACUGGUGACGGUCAAGUUCAAGUGGUGGGGCCUACAGAACAAAGUGGAGAACUUCAUUCAGAAGCAAGAGAAGCGUCUGUUCACCAACUUCCACCGUCAGCUGUUCUGCUGGAUCGACAAGUGGAUCGAACUAACCAUGGAGGACAUCCGUCGCAUGGAGGAGGACACUCGCAAAGAACUGGACGAGAUGAGGGUGAAGGAUCCAGUGAAAGGCAUGGUGGCUCUGGAGGACUGAGGAGACUGGAGAAAGACUGACUGACCCUGACCCUGCUGCUGUUAAACUGAUCAGAACUGUAAACCGACCGGCACCAGCGGAUUCUACCAUCGUCCUCCUCCUCUCGCUCUAUCAACACAGCUGUUGUUAAGGAUAUGGACCACCCCUCUCUUUAGUCUAGAAUGGACUGAUCCACUCCACUCUAAGCCAGUCAGUCCUGACACCGACAGACAGACAGUUCUAGUGUACAUACCCAGGAUAUAUAGUGAAGGCUGAAGGUCAGACCCAGGUGUGAGUGAUGAGAUGUAUUAUAAUAUAAAGUAUUGUAGUUAGUUUGUAGCAAAGGUUGGCAGUUUCUUUCAGACCAAGCUGUGACUGAAGCUCUUUGUGACUGUCGUUUUGAUUGGUUGUUUUUCUCUUUGUGACUGUCGUUUUGAUUGGUUGUUUUUCUCUUUGUGACUGUCGUUUUG